Clarias gariepinus (North African catfish) is the source of this 4749-nucleotide messenger RNA. It is a transcript of the gene gpc4, whose product is annotated as glypican 4. The transcript has 9 exons. The record is from RefSeq and is a predicted model, not a curated record. Gene Ontology annotation, cellular component: plasma membrane; cell surface; synapse. Gene Ontology annotation, biological process: cell migration; regulation of protein localization to membrane; regulation of signal transduction. NCBI's taxonomy places the organism in Eukaryota, Metazoa, Chordata, Actinopteri, Siluriformes, Clariidae. Gene Ontology annotation, molecular function: protein binding. Bases 543 to 2204 code for a protein of 553 amino acids.
GCGCAGCCAACGCUCGAGCACACGGCGAGUUGACUCCAACCUUAAAGCGUCCCGUCUUGAAAACUACCCCGCGCUGGGUCGAAGGAACAAACUUCACACAAACUUUCAUUCUCUCCAGACGGAAUCACAGUGCGAGUGGAUAUCUUCCGGCGAAAACAUCGGUCGAAGCCGUUUUAAUACAAGUUGUGUGUGUUUUUAACGUGUUAACGCGAGGCUCCCCGGCAACUGGCUUUCUUUUUCACGCAAAAGUUUGACCUCGCGAGACUGCCGACAGAAGUCUUUCAUAAAACAGAAUUUCAUAUUUUCAACGUUUUGGGAUUUUAAACCAAGUUUUAACCAGAAACGGAGGGUGAAAACGACCGUGUGUGAACAAGUCCACGGAGUCGCUAAAACUUUAUCUGUUUUUAAAGUAAAAUCUGCGAGACGGCGCAUCUCCCUGUGGAGCUCCGACGCGCUGCUCAGACGCAUUGUAACCGGGGCGAAAGUCUGGUUUGUGAGCGGUUGUGUGUACUUUUAAAAGCUUUUGGCAGUCGGGCACAACGAUGAAGGCGGUUGUUGCGAUUGCACUUUAUGUGUCCGUGGUGAUUUUUGCCUCUGCCAGCCCGAGUGAACAGAAGUCAAAGAACUGCAAUGAGGUCCGGACGGCGUACAGCUCGAAGGGCUUCAACAGCAACGACGUCCCCAACAAAGGAGUGUAUGAAGCCCAUCUGAAGGUGUGCCCUCAAGGCUUCUCGUGCUGCACUCUGGAGAUGGAGGAGAAGUUGAGUCAGCAGAGCCGCUCGGAUCUGAAGGCCCCAGUUUCCCAACUGAGCACCAGCCUGCAGAACACCUUCACACAGAGACACGAACAUUUUGACAAGUUCUUCAAAGAGUUGCUCAACAAUGCUGAGAAAUCACUGCACGACAUGUUUGUCCUCACCUACGGGAUGAUGUACAUGAAGAACGCGGAACUCUUUAAACACUUUUUCCGUGACUUGCGGCUCUACUACAUAUCAGGAAGCUCUGCCGUGCAUCUUGACAACAUGCUGUCAGACUUCUGGUCCGAGCUACUUGAGCGGAUGUUCCGGCUUCUCAAUGCACAGCAUGAGUUCAGCGAUGCAUACAUGGAGUGCGUAAGCCGGCAUACAGAGGAGCUAAUGCCAUUCGGUGAUGUGCCACGCAAGCUGAAACUGCAGCUGAGCAGAUCCUUCAUCGCUGCCCGCACCUUCACUCUCGGCCUGGCGCUCAUACCUGAGGUGGUCAGCAAAGUGUCCACGGUGAGUGCCUCUCCAAGCUGCGUGCGUGCUGCUAUGAAGAUGCUGUAUUGCCCAUACUGUACAGGUCAAGUGGCCCUGAAGCCAUGUAAAAACUACUGCCUCAAUGUGAUGCGUGGCUGCCUGGCUAACCAAGCUGACCUUGACACUGAGUGGAACAACUUCCUGGAUGCUAUGCUGAGUCUGGUUGAUAGACUGGAGGGGCCGUUUAACUUCGAGUCAGUAAUAGAUCCCAUAGAUGUAAAGAUCUCCGAGGCCAUCAUGAAUAUGCAGGAGAGCAGCAUGCAGAUCUCACAGAAGGUAUUCCAGGGUUGUGGCCAGCCAAGGAUAGCAUCACGUUCCCGGCGUUCUACUAAAGACUCUGGAUUCCCUGGUCGCUUCCGACCAUACAGCCCAGAUGCCAGACCCACCACUGCAGCUGGCACCAACAUGGAUAGACUUGUGGCAGAUGUAAAGAAGAAGCUCAAGCAUGCCAAGAAGUUUUGGUCUACUUUACCAGAGACGGUCUGUGUUGGAGACAGGGUCACACAGGGUGACGAGUGCUGGAACGGCACAGCCAAGAGCAGGUACGAGUCUGUGGUCUUGGGCAAUGGCUUAGCCAAUCAGGUCUCUAAUCCUCAUGUUGAAGUGGACAUCACCAAGCCGGACGUGGUGAUUCGCAGACAGAUUGCUGUGCUAAAAGAAAUGACCACAUGGCUGAAAGCAGCUCAUAAUGGAAACGACAUCACGUAUGAAAACGAGGAUGGCAGCGGAGAGGGUAGCGGCAGUGGCUGUGACUCAUCCUCCUGCGAUAGUGACAAGGAUAUGUAUUUCUCCACACCAACGCCCGUCAAUCCCGACAUCAGGGUGAAAAAAAUAGAGUCCUCCAGUGGUGUGCGGCUGGCACCGUACAGCCUGGUGCUGACCCUGGCAGGUGUUGCUCUGACCCUUCUGACCUCCCACACCAGAUAAGAGUGCUUCUGAGGAAAAGGACGAGCAUAAGCGUGGAGAAGAAACUGUCAGUGGGCUUUAAAAAACAAAAACAAAAAAAAAACAUACAAACAAAAGAAAGAGACCACCUUUAAGACUAUGGUCUGUUUGCCAUCUAGGAAAGACUCCCAAGUUAUUAAUACUCAAAUAACUUCACCCUAAUAUUUUUUUUUUUCUUUUAAUACAAAUGGACUCUUAUGUACAUGGGAUUCUGAAAUGGAAACACGUCCCUUUCCUACCAUUUUCACCUGGACCUUGCUUCACAAAGUUAUCAGUGUUUACAGUACCACAUGGAUAUAUGUAUAUUCUUUUUUUUCCCCUCAAAAAGAGCUUUAAAGGCUGAACUAUGCUCUAUAUUUAGGUGUUUGUAAAAGUGUGAAAGUUAGCGUGAAUGACUUAUUGUUUAAGAGAGCCUUUCCUAAGAUAGCUUAUUAAUGAAUUCCUAUACCAUGUUUGGACUGAGUAAAACGAAAAUGUAGCAGUACACAAUCACCGGAGUUAAACACCUUUUAAGUGCCAUACAAUCUGAUUGCCAAAUUGUAUGGCAUAGAUUUUGGCAAGCCUUAAGAAGAAAGUCCCCGUAUAAAGCUUUUCUGUUUGUCAUGGUAAAAAAAGUGGGCCAAGCCCCAGAAGAUGGUACAGAGAAAAAAUAAAUGGCUAGCAUGGGCAGAUUUGAGGGCUUUUUUUAAAAAAGAUUCUUCGAUUAGGGAGAUCUUGUCCUAUAAAUUGUAUGGAGUGAUUUUAGAAAAUGGAGCUGAAAACUUUGGUAAGUUGCCCAAGUUUUCAGCUGAUCUGAGAGCUGAUUCGUUCAUAAAAGGCCAGCAUAUACAAGGUGACCUGAUAACAGCGCCUUUUAAGUGAGGAUUCUGCUCAGACAUAAUCAUUCAACUUAAUUCAUUUAGCUACAGCACGCACACUGCGAUUGAAACAACCUGAGUGCGCGCUGGCUCUUCUGUGCACGGGUGCGCUUCACAAGGAAGGAAGUCGCACACACCUGCACAAAGUGUACAUGUGAAUUAGUUAGAACAGAUUUUAAGACAUGGAAGUAUAAUAAUGAAAAUAACACAGGGUUUUAUUUGAUUGUUUUUAAAUUUUGCUAGAAAUGUAUUCUAAGGUGUAAAUCUAUAUAUUGGGUACGACAGCAAAUUUGCCUUGUCCAGAAUGACUGAUGGUGCUGACAUGAGUGAGAUGGAGUGGUUUCUGUAUGUGUGUAAAUGUUUUCGUUCUUUUCAUUUAUUUCUCACUGGUUUAAUGUAGACCUAUGAGAUUACCCUAUUUAAAUCCAUUCUUUCCAUCUGAUAACCAUUUCUGCAUUACGUUCGAGGCUUAUUUUCUCCUAACCCGUAACCUUGGUACGUUAUUUUUAAUGUGUCUUUACAUUGGGAGAAAAAGGCAUCUCUGACAACAGUUUUUGUAUUGUGUGUUUCGCAGCUUGUAGACUGCUCUACAGGCUUAAAUACUGGUAGGUUUCUUUUUGUUGACUGACAAGUACAGUGUUGCGUUAAAAAACGGCAAAGGUCCUAAUGUUACACCUUCUAAAAUUAACCCAUCUGUCUCUCAGCAAACUGCUCCCUCCUUGCUCUUGUACAGUAAGUUAUUUAACUGCAUGUCUAAGUUCUUUUACAACCAUGACAUAAUGUCCAUAAAGUGCAGUAUUGGAUAAAAAUAUAUAUUUAUAUCUGUAGAUGGUUGCAUUUUAACAGUUUCAUAAUUGAUCUGAAUUUGUAUUGGCUUCAAAUUUUAUGUAAUGUAAAGCUUUUUGUUUAUAAACCAUUGUCAUUCCUUUUUUCCCCUCCACUAGUUAAGUAAGGAUGAUAUAAAAGGUCUACAGAGUGAAUGAUGGUGUUGCCCAUAAACUCAUGAGUGUCUUAGUGUCAUAUGCACUUUUUAAAUUGCUAUUGAAAAAGCCCAAUACUUGGAGUGCUAAUAAGAAUCUCGUCAGUGUCUGUUGAUUGGAGGCCAGUUCAGCACUCAGAGAACCCAGUACAGUGGUCGAGCAUUUUUAAUGGUCUUUUAAGUCCAUUCACAUUUAUAUGCAGGAAAAUAACCCAUUAGUAACGUAUCCGUUGUUGUGCGUGAAGAGAAUAAAUGGAGAGCAUGUUAACUUGUCUCCAUAACAAACCUCCCUUCUGUUGCGAACAAAAACGGAACAGCCGUUUGAGGUGAGACGAAGGGUUAGACUGGGAAUACUGCUUUUUCUUUUUUGAUCCAACAGUCUUAAGCAGGAAUACUGAACUACAGAAUAAAGAUUGUGUAGUCGUUGGCCCCGAACAAUGAAACGGCGUCAUCUUAGAAAAGGAGUUACGAGAGACUCGAGUUACUGAGAGUAAAUGAUGUAAAUAUGGAGCUGUUGGUUUAGAGAGGUUGGUCUCUGAGAGGUUAUAACAGUACAAGUCUUACUCUUUCAGAGGAUAGACUUAACAUGGGGAGGGGGGAACAUGUUAAAAAAAUGUAAAAACAAAAAAAAAAAAAAAGAUGUAUUAAACACAUCGAAGUCUUGCCAAAAUAAAGACUGCAGAUGUUUCAA